Molecule: messenger RNA, 1163 nt
Organism: Jaculus jaculus (lesser Egyptian jerboa)
Lineage: Eukaryota; Metazoa; Chordata; Mammalia; Rodentia; Dipodidae
Product: paired box protein Pax-3
Exons: 6
Coding region: 1-1098 (365 amino acids)
Biological process (GO): anatomical structure development; regulation of transcription by RNA polymerase II
Molecular function (GO): DNA-binding transcription factor activity, RNA polymerase II-specific; RNA polymerase II cis-regulatory region sequence-specific DNA binding
Source: RefSeq, a predicted model, not a curated record
AUGCCUGGUUACAAAAGGCUUUUCAUGCGUUUCCACGUACUUCACAUCCCUCAAAUUAGUCUGGCCUAUUUUUCCUUAAAUCUGGUGCUUGGAAAUCCCAUCACUGAUGCUGCUGAGUACCGGCCUUCUCUGUGCCGGGAGCUGGUCUGCUAUGACCCAGAAAGAACUGUGCUCCGGCCAUUAGAGAAAGGACUACGCCUCCCCAAGUCCUUCUGUGAGAACAGCAGAGCCUCAGCACCCCAAUCCGAUGAAGGCUCUGACAUUGACUCGGAACCAGAUUUGCCGCUGAAGAGGAAACAGCGCCGGAGCAGAACCACCUUCACAGCGGAGCAGCUGGAAGAGCUGGAACGAGCCUUUGAGAGAACUCACUACCCUGACAUUUACACCAGAGAGGAACUGGCCCAGAGGGCAAAGCUUACUGAGGCCCGAGUGCAGGUCUGGUUUAGCAACCGCCGCGCAAGAUGGAGGAAGCAAGCUGGGGCCAAUCAACUGAUGGCUUUCAACCAUCUCAUUCCGGGGGGGUUCCCUCCGACUGCCAUGCCGACCCUGCCAACAUACCAGCUGUCAGAGACCUCUUACCAGCCCACAUCUAUUCCACAAGCCGUGUCGGACCCCAGCGGCACCGUGCACAGACCUCAACCGCUUCCUCCAAGCACCGUACACCAAAGCACCAUUCCUUCAAACCCGGACAGCAGCUCUGCCUACUGUCUCCCCAGCACCAGGCAUGGAUUUUCCAGCUAUACAGACAGCUUUGUGCCUCCGUCGGGGCCCUCCAACCCCAUGAACCCCGCCAUUGGCAAUGGCCUUUCACCUCAGGUGAUGGGACUCCUGACCAACCAUGGUGGGUUACCUCAUCAGCCUCAGACUGACUAUGCGCUCUCCCCUCUCACUGGGGGCCUGGAACCUACGACUACGGUGUCAGCAAGCUGCAGCCAGAGACUGGAACAUGUGAAGAAUCUGGACAGUCUGCCCACAUCGCAGUCCUAUUGCCCACCAACAUAUAGCACCACAGGCUACAGUAUGGACCCUGUCACAGGCUACCAAUAUGGGCAGUAUGGACAAAGUGCCUUUCAUUAUCUCAAGCCAGAUAUUGCAUAAGUGAACUGUCCACGUGGAGCUAAAGCUGGCCCUGUUUCCGGCUUCCACAGCCUAGACAUGAAGAA